Molecule: messenger RNA, 1205 nt
Organism: Panicum hallii
Lineage: Eukaryota; Viridiplantae; Streptophyta; Magnoliopsida; Poales; Poaceae
Product: PRKR-interacting protein 1
Exons: 3
Coding region: 212-742 (176 amino acids)
Biological process (GO): negative regulation of protein kinase activity
Cellular component (GO): nucleolus
Molecular function (GO): double-stranded RNA binding; protein kinase inhibitor activity; protein kinase binding
Source: RefSeq, a predicted model, not a curated record
AAGGCCAUCGAGCACAACCGGAGAAGAGGAUUUCCUGCCACGGGCGGCGGCGGCGGCGGCGACGUAGGAAGCGUCGGAGGGAGCCCCUUGGGCGGCGGCCACUGGGGCGUCUGGAAGAGGAGUUAAGGAAGAUCCAGCAGGGGCACCGCGUGCCCGGUCGCUGGGCUCCACCUCGAGGCAGCUUGAAAGACAACUUGAGUUGUAUCCUGCAAUGGCAACGCCCAACAGAGAUAGCAACAUGCAGCAGCUAGUCCCUAUAGCACCACCAGGAAAGGCUUCUGGCAGUGACACUGGGAAGGAGCUUGUUGUUGUUGAUCCUGCAGGAAAGGGCUCAGGAGGAGUAAAACUGCGAGAGGAUGAUGAGGACCUGGAGGUGAAGCUCAGGCGCAUCAUGGAGAAUGUCCCUGUUCGUGUCAGUAACACAUCAGGGUCAUCUGCUGGAUCUGGCUCUGGUGAUUUCCACCAGUAUCGGCAAAUGAGAAGAAGAGAGCAGGAUCGGCUUGCACGAAUGGAUGCUGACUACCAAAAGAGGAGAGAGUUGGCUGAGUUUGAACUGCGGAGGGAGGAGAGGCUUAAGGCAGCUGAGGAGCGGACGGCCAAAAAGCGCCUGAAACGCCAAAAGAAGAAGCAGCGGAAGAAAGAGAAGCGAACUAAAACUGGUAAUGAUGGUGAAGAACUUAACAGAGUGGAGUCAUCUGAUGACGAUGAAGGUUCGGAUGAUGAUGGCAAGUCUAAGCAAUGACACGGCAAUUGCAUUAUAAGAUGCUUUUUAGACUGUCGCCAUACAUUUGACGGAGGGCUACUUGUUUGUUGAAGAAGGAAGCCUGUGCGUGCCUCCCUGGUUGAUUGUGAGCGAUGAACUAACAUCUGGUUUUCCCGUUGUAAUUGGCUGAGUCAAGAGGAUAUAUAUAACAUUUAGAGCUGAGAUGGAGAGCACUAGAAAUUUGCUGUUAGUAUUCCUCAUUCGGGGAACUGCCUUGCAUCAGUACCUUUUGAUCAGCUAUUCACAUUUUAAUCGGAGAUGGAUAGCACUAGAUAGUUUCCAGUUAGUGUUCCUCGUCCAGAGUUGCCAUGCAUCAGUUCCUUUCAUCAUCUCCAUGUAUGCUUCUGGCAUGUUAUUUGUAUCACCGUCUGUUUUGCUUCAUGUAUUUCUUAAAACCUUGUAAAAGCUUGUAAAAAUAUGUCUUCUUUUUUCCUCGAAUGUA